Molecule: messenger RNA, 1359 nt
Organism: Penicillium antarcticum
Lineage: Eukaryota; Fungi; Ascomycota; Eurotiomycetes; Eurotiales; Aspergillaceae
Product: putative MFS transporter
Exons: 4
Coding region: 1-1359 (452 amino acids)
Biological process (GO): transmembrane transport
Cellular component (GO): fungal-type vacuole membrane
Molecular function (GO): transmembrane transporter activity
Source: RefSeq, a predicted model, not a curated record
AUGGUGUACCUAACCAACGCUCUAAACGAGCUUGGCCUCGUUACAAUGUGGCACUCCACAUUGGACGUCAAGCUCCUCUGCGCCCAGCGCUUCGUCCGACUCUUCGCGUACGGUGGCUCAACUCUCAUUCUCGCAUCUUACUUAUCCGCCAUUGGACACUCGGAUGAUCGCAUUGGAUUAUUUAUGACAUUGACGCUGGUCGGCGAUGUGGUGAUUAGUUUUUUCCUGACGCUGUUCGCUGACGCGAUGGGUCGCAAGGCGGUGUUAUCGCUUGGAUCGGCGUUGAUGGCUGGUAGUGGACUUGUUUUUGGAUUCUUUGGAAAUUACUGGGCGCUUUUGGCUGCGGCCGUUUUUGGUGUCAUCAGUCCGAGUGGGAAUGAGAUUGGUCCUUUCCGCGCCGUGGAGGAGUCGACUUUGGCGCACCUUACGCCUCAUGAAUUGCUGAGUGAUGUCUUCGCUUGGUAUUCGCUUAUUGGAACUGCGGGUUCGGCACUGGGUAUGCUGGUCUGUGGCUGGAUUAUUAAUUCAUUGGAGACGAUUCAUGGGUGGGAGUUCAUUCCUGCUUGUCGCAUUAUUUUCUUCGUCUACGCCGGUGUUGGUAUCUUCAAGCUGAUUCUGACCCUGGGUUUGAGUGGCAAGGUCGAGGUUCAGAAGGAGGAAGCUCCGGAGAGUGAUGAAACCCGCGCACUGCUGGAUCCAAGCUCGGAGCAGGAAGAGGAGGCAUCGAAGAAGAAGGGCCUGUUUGCGUCUACCGACAAGGAUUUGUGGUCGCUGAUUAUUCGACUGUUCAUCUUGUUCGGCUUGGACGCGUUUGCCUCUGGACUGGCUUCCCUGUCCUGGAUGACAUACUUCUUCAAGCGCAAGUUCUCUCUUCCCGAGGGUGAACUCGGAACGAUCUUCUUCACCACGAACACCAUCUCCGCAGCCUCCAUGCUGGUCGCAUCAUCUCUCGCCAAGCGCAUUGGCAAUGUCAAGACUAUGGUUUUCACUCACCUCCCAUCGGCCGUCUGCUUGGCCUUGAUCUCCGUCCCAUCCAGUCUCCCCUUGGCCCUGACCUUCCUCAUCCUACGAGCCAGUUCCCAGAGCAUGGACGUAGCACCCCGCUCCGCAUUCCUCGCGGCAGCCCUACCAGCAGACAAGCGUACAGCCAUAAUGGGAGCCGUCAACGUAGUCAAGACAACCAGUCAAAGCAUGGGACCUCUACUGACAGGUAUCCUGGCACGCAACGGUCUCUUUGGCGUCUCCUUCAUGAUCGCCGGAUGCUUGAAGGUAGUCUACGACUUGGGCAUGCUGGCCAGCUUCGCUGGCAAGGAAGCACCCCGCAGACGUGCUGCAGAAGAAGCCGACGAGGAAGACUAA